Stomoxys calcitrans (stable fly) is the source of this 6114-nucleotide messenger RNA. RefSeq names its product ATP-dependent 6-phosphofructokinase (gene Pfk). Gene Ontology annotation, molecular function: AMP binding; monosaccharide binding; 6-phosphofructokinase activity. Lineage: Eukaryota; Metazoa; Arthropoda; Insecta; Diptera; Muscidae. Gene Ontology annotation, biological process: fructose 1,6-bisphosphate metabolic process; fructose 6-phosphate metabolic process; canonical glycolysis. The coding region runs from base 1668 to 4016 and encodes 782 amino acids. The record is from RefSeq and is a predicted model, not a curated record. The transcript is spliced from 8 exons. Gene Ontology annotation, cellular component: cytoplasm; 6-phosphofructokinase complex.
ACGGGAUACCGAAAAAAAGUUGUUAGUGAGAAGUGUUUUAUUUUAGACCUAUAUAGUGUAAUUCAGAUGUUCUAGAUGGAAUUUUGUUACAUAGCAUGGCUUAAUACAUAAAGUAUUUGUAUAACAACAUAAAAAUCAUAUGGCAGAAAUCCAAAUAAUCCGCCAUUUUGUCUUGAAUGUGAUUUUCAAAAGCGAAGUUGUUGUUAACAAACGCAAAGAAAUUUGUGCAGGUGUAUGUGGAGGAAUUUUCCAUGAAAUUUUCUCUUGAGACAAAAUUUUGAUGAAAUUUCCUUUAAAGACAAAAUUUCGAUAAAAUUUCCUAUAAAGACAAAAUUUCGAUGAAAUUUUCUCUAAGACAAAAUUUCGAUGAAAUUUUCUCUAAAGACAAAAUUUCGAUGACAUUUUCUCUUAAGAUAAAAUUUUGAUGAGAUUUUCUCUAAAGACAAAAUCACGAUGAAAUUUUCUCUUAAGACGUAAUUUCGAUAAAAUUUUCUCUCAAGACAAAAUCACGAUGAAAUUUUCUUUCAAGACGUAAUUUUGAUAUAGGUUUUUCUAAAGACAAAAUUUCGAUAAAAUUUUCUCUCAAGACAAAAUCACAAUGAAAUUUUCUCUCAAGACGUAAUUUCUACGAAAGUUUCUCUAAAGACAAAAUUUCAAUGAAACGUACUAACGUAAAUAUAAAUCUGACAUCUUAAGCAGGGUAUUCUGUUCACGUUUCCAUGCUGCGAAACGUUGGCUAAAAAUCGGUGGAAAAGUAGUAAUCUACUUAUAGUGAGGAAAAUUGUGAAAAAAUUAAAUUAAAAUUAAAACCAUUCCCGCGGCAGCCGGUUGUACGUACCGGAUUGAACCAAUGGAGUCCUUCAUUGGCAAGGGCUGCUGCCGCAGUGUACAACACACUGCUACAACAACAAAUUAAAGUGGCAAUACUUGAAACUAAUUCUGUUUGUUUUAUUGGGAUUCAAUGGUUCGUUUUUCUUUAUUUAUUUGCAAAAAUUGUAUUAAAUAGAGAAAACAAUAGGUGCAGUUAAAAAAAAAGUGUUUUGUUAUGGAAAUAAAAACAUUUGAUUGCUGUCAAAUUUCGUUUGCGAAACAAUGAAAAAUUUUCGCGGUUAUGUCGAAAGCAGAAUAGAAUACCAACCCUUAACAAGCGUGAAACAAGCUUUAAUUAUUGAGCCAUGCUAUUUAACCAAAUUUUUCCACAAAAGACCAAACGGCAACUCUGAAUUCAAAAAUUUUCUGAAUCAGCUGUCUCAACAAACCGCCAAAGGUCACCUUGAAACGUCAAACUCUCUAGUGAGUGUCACCUUCUUAAAUACACAUAUAUUUCGGCUGCACGGAACUGUGGAGCAGCCUUUUUGUGGAGCAGAAAAUAAAAAUAAAAAAUUAAUAAUAAUAUCCAUUAGCCAGUGAUCUAGUGUCAGUGUAACUAAAUAAUCCAAGCACCCAUCAAAGCUUCCUUGGAAAACGAAAAGGCAAACAAAACAGGCAAAUUAUUUAGUAGUGCUGUAAUUUCAAUUUCAUUUUCAACGGUAGUUUUUCUCGAGUAUACAUAAAAGUGCGUGUGUGUUGGGGAGAGUGAGAAGACCACCAAAUAAACCGUUGUUAUAAAACUAAUUUCAAAAAUUAAAUUAAUUUAAAUCGAUUCCUAAAAAAGCAAGCAAGUGAAAAUGUCAUCGACCAAUAUCAAACAACGUUUCAUUGAACGCGGCUCCCAUAAGGGCAAGGGCUUAGCGGUCUUUACCAGCGGAGGUGACUCGCAAGGCAUGAAUGCUGCCGUCCGUGCUUGUGUUCGCAUGGCCAUCUAUCUUGGAUGCAAGGCCUAUUUUAUUCGUGAAGGUUACCAGGGUAUGGUAGAUGGUGGCGACAAUAUUGUUGAAGGCAAUUGGGCCUCUGUGUCAUCUAUUAUUCAUAGGGGUGGUACUGUUAUUGGCUCGGCCAGAUGUAUGGAUUUCAAACAACGCGAAGGUCGCUUGAAGGCUGCCAACAAUCUCAUCCAAAAAGGCAUUUCCAAUUUGGUGGUGAUUGGUGGUGAUGGCUCUCUAACCGGUGCAAAUUUGUUCCGCCAAGAAUGGACUUCCUUGGUGGAUGAACUUUUGCAGAAGGGACAAAUUACAGAGGAACAAAGAAAAAAACAUGAUGUAUUGCACAUUGUGGGCAUGGUGGGCUCUAUUGAUAAUGACUUCUGUGGCACUGACAUGACCAUUGGUACCGAUUCCGCUUUGCAUCGUAUUAUUGAAGCCAUCGAUGCUAUUGUUAGCACUGCCUACUCUCACCAGCGUACCUUUAUUAUGGAAGUUAUGGGUAGACAUUGUGGUUAUUUAGCCCUUCAAGCUGGUAUGUCCUCCGAAUCAGAUUAUAUAUUUAUACCUGAAGAGCCCGUCCCAGAGAAUUGGCAAGAAGAUCUAUGUGAAAAAAUUAUAGAGGAGCGUAAUGCUGGUCAACGCUUGAAUAUUAUUAUUGUUGCUGAAGGUGCGAUUGAUCGUGAUGGCAAAGCCAUCUCAGCGGAAGACAUCAAAAAGGUAGUUGUGGACAGAUUGCAACAGGACACCCGUAUCACUGUGCUUGGCCAUGUCCAACGUGGUGGUAAUCCCAGUGCUUUUGAUCGUGUCUUGGGCUGCCGCAUGGGUGCUGAGGCUACUUUGGCUUUGAUGGAGGCUACUCCUGAAACUGUGCCCGUGGUGGUCUCUUUGGAUGGCAAUCAAGCAGUGCGUGUGCCUUUAAUGGAGUGCGUAGAACGUACUCAGGCCGUGGCAAAGGCAAUGGCAGAAAAGAACUGGGAAUUGGCUGUCAAGCUAAGAGGUCGUUCGUUUGAACGCAAUUUGGAGACCUACAAAAUGUUGACCCGUUUGAAGCCUCCCAAGCACGAGGGAAAGGGUUACCGUUUGGCUGUUAUGCACAUUGGUGCUCCCGCCUGUGGCAUGAAUGCUGCUGUCCGCAGUUUUGUGCGUAAUUGCAUUUAUCGUGGUGACACCGUCUUUGGCAUUCAUGAUGGCAUUGAAGGUCUGAUCGCUGGCAAUAUCAAGGAAAUGGGUUGGUCCGAUGUCACUGGCUGGGUGGGUCAAGGUGGCGCCUUUUUGGGCACCAAACGUACCUUGCCCGAAUGUAAAUUCAACGAAAUCGCUUCUCGCCUCAAGGAGUUCAAGAUUCAAGGUCUUUUGAUUAUUGGUGGCUUUGAGGCCUAUCAUGCCUGUGGUCAAAUUGCCGAUCAACGUGGCAAUUUCCCUGAAUUCUGUAUUCCUUUGGCUGUUAUUCCAUCGACCAUUUCCAAUAAUGUGCCUGGCACUGAAUUCUCUUUGGGUUGCGAUACUGGCCUCAAUGAAAUCACCGAAAUCUGUGAUCGCAUUCGCCAAUCGGCCCAAGGUACCAAACGUCGUGUGUUCGUUAUUGAAACCAUGGGUGGCUAUUGUGGUUAUUUGGCCACUUUGGCCGGCUUGGCUGGUGGUGCUGAUGCCGCUUAUAUCUUUGAAGAGAAAUUCUCAAUUAAAGACUUGCAACAGGAUGUCUAUCACAUGGCCUCAAAGAUGGCUGAGGGUGUACAACGUGGCUUGAUUUUGCGCAACGAAAAGGCUUCUGAAAAUUACAAUACCGAUUUUAUUUAUCGUUUGUAUUCCGAGGAAGGCAAAGGCCUGUUCUCUUGCCGCAGUAAUAUUUUGGGUCACAUGCAACAAGGUGGCUCCCCCACACCAUUCGAUCGUAACAUGGGCACUAAGAUGGCUGCUAAAUGUGUGGAAUGGUUCUCGGAACAAUUCAAUAAUAACGAACAAGCUGAUGGCACAAUUAAAUGCACCAACAAAGAGUCUGCCGUGCUGUUGGGUAUUGUAAGGCGUCAAUAUAGAUUCACUCCUCUGGCCGAUUUGAUUGCUGAAACUAACUUUGAACAACGUAUUCCCAAAAGCCAAUGGUGGCUGAAGUUGCGUCCCUUGUUAAGAAUAUUGGCCAAACACGAUUCAGCCUAUGAGGAAGAAGGUUUGUACAUCACCGUAGAGGAAGAAUGCUCCACCGAUGCCGUGGCUUAAACAUUUGGAUCAUUCGAGCAGACAGCAAAAUCACUCACAUGCCCAUGAUGAUGUUUUAGAUUGCCAGCCAGCCAAUUGAAAAACUCCACUGAAAAGCUACUUGAUAUUUGCUAAACCUUUUUUUUUGCACAUAUACAUUGACUCACUUAAAUAUUCGUUUUUCUGUUUUCUUCAGAUAUUUUGGAUUUUUUGUAAAACUAUAAAUAUUCCAACAGAUUCACAGAAUCAUGUGUACCACGGAAGUGGUUUAAUUGUCACAGAAAAAAAGUCUUUCAUUACACAAAAACACAUGCAUUGGGAAAAAGUAUAGCUAAUAGACAGGGUUGUCGAGUGUGGUUAAUGUUGUAAUUGUAUCAUAGAUAGUCACGGCCCUUGAAGCCAACACACCUAAUAUGGUUGAAAAGUCUGCUAACCGUAGAUGAAAUCCAUCCCAUAGUGGUUGGUGUGUGUUGCUAUCUCUGGCUUUCCUUUUCCAUUUACAAUCUCCGAUCAUUGAGCUCGUCACGAAAGAGCAACAGAAAAAAAAAUAAAAAAAUUAAAUGAUCUUCGCCCUAACAGGCAAACAAUUUGAAAAAUAUAAAUUUGCUUAAAGAAGUAUAUAAAGAAGCGAACUAUGCCCAAAAAAAAAAAAAAUAGGAAAAAAUAUCUUCAUAUUAUUUCUAAGGAUUAAUAGAAAACAACAAAAAAAAAUCUUGUUCACAAAAGUAUUCGUCGGUAAAUUUAUUGAAAAGUAAGGACUUUAUAUUGAUCACAUUUAGUACUUUGUAUGGUUGUUGUUGUUUUUGCAGCAGUGUGUUGUACACUGAGGCGGCAGCCCUUGCUGAUGAUGGAAUCCAAAGGGUGUACGAACAACCGGCUGCCAUGGCAAAACCUUAUAAGCUCAGAUGGCCUUUAAUAGCCUUGAUUCGAUUUGAUUCUACGAAUUUUCAACACAUUUCUGGAGUGGUUUUGUUCCAUUCUUCCUGCGGCAUUUAUUUAAAGGUUGAACUGGAUGAAAUUUGUUUGAGUUUGGAGUCCUUUCCGGGACCCCAAAUGAGAUCACAGAUUUCCCGUGCCAAUAAGGAUUACCAUAGAAAGUUCAAUCCCAUGGCAUGUGUACAGGAUUGACCCGAUGAAUUCCUUCAUCGGCAAGGGCUGCCGCCUCAGUGUACCACACACUGCUACUACAACAACAACCAUAAAAAGUUCUAAAUAUAAUCAAUAUAUAGUGCUAACUUUGUGAUGCAUUUACCGGCGAAUACUUUUGUGAGCAAAAUUUGUAGUUUUUUUUUUCUUUAACCUAAGAGAUAAUAAAAUGAAGAUAUUUUUUUUUAAUUUUUUGGCAUAGGUUUGCUUUUUUAUAUACGUCUUUGCGCAUCUCGAUAAACAUUGAAAAACGAAUACUUAUGUGAGUCACUGUAUAUAUAUUUUAUAGAAUUUUUAUUAUAUAGUUUAAAGUAUUGCACUUUAGUCUAAAUUUUAUUUUAGAUAAUGUCGAUGCCGAUCUUAAAGCGCCACACUUUUAUAUAUCGCAACAGUUUUCGAAAACAAAGCCUCACAUGUGUGUUACCUCCAUGUGGUCGAAAAAAAGCUUUAAUUUUUACUUGUGUUUUUUCCAUUUUUUUAGUUAUAUAUCAAAAGUUCUUGUUCUAAUUAACUCAGGACCUGCUGUUUUAGUAAUGAAGCAAACCAAAAAGUACCCCAGUUAUUAUCAUUAUUUCUAUGUAUUUUUUUUAUUUUUGUUUUUAAAACAUUCACCGCCUAUUUCAUACUGCAUACAUUCACAUUUACAUUGUGUUUUUAUUUUAUUUAAAUUUUAUUUAUUUAUUUAUGAUAAAAACAUUGAUAUUGUAGCUAUUAUUUAAAUCUAUUAUUGAGUAUUUAAAAACACAUUAAACAUAAAAAUCCCUGCUAAAAAAAGAAAUACCGAUAAAGGAUUAAAUAUUUUGAAAUACAUUUUCAAGCUGCUUGUAUUGUAUGUAAAGGAUUUUAAAUAAAAAAAAAAAAAAACAUUAAAUGCUUAGGCGUCUUCAAAAUGUCUGUUGUUGUUAACCUUUUUCCUUUCGUUUUGGAAUCUUAAGAUUAUAAAUGAGACAAAAACUAAAACAAUAUCAAACAA